Messenger RNA from Somion occarium, 1012 nucleotides. The record is from the annotation of a GenBank genome assembly. NCBI's taxonomy places the organism in Eukaryota, Fungi, Basidiomycota, Agaricomycetes, Polyporales, Cerrenaceae.
ACGUGCAGGAGCAGGGCAACACGAAAGUACUCGUUUUCAGGAUUCCACGUUCCAUUCGUCCUGGCUGCGCACCACCACCGUCUUGUUGAACCAUGAAUCUCUUUCGGUUGUUCGGUGACCUGUCGCAUUUGGCGUCCAUAUUGAUUCUGUUGCACAAGAUUCAGACGACGCGGUCAUGUCGAGGUAUCUCGUUCAAAACCCAAGCUCUCUACGUCACCGUCUUCGUGACCCGCUACCUCGAUCUCUUCUACGACUAUGUGUCGCUGUAUAACUCAGUGAUGAAGAUAUUCUUUAUCUCGAGUAGCGUGUAUAUCCUCUACCUCAUGAAGUUCAAGUACCGCCCAACACACGACCCUUCCAUUGACACCUUCCGGAUAGAGUACCUCGUUGGUCCUUGUGUCAUCCUCGCCCUCUUGUUCAACUACAAAUUCUCGUUCACUGAAGUUCUCUGGUCGUUCUCGAUCUUUCUGGAGUCGCUUGCUAUCUUGCCGCAGUUGUUCAUGCUUCAGAGGACGGGAGAGGCGGAAACCAUCACGACGCACUAUUUGGCGGCAUUGGGCGCAUAUAGGGCAUUGUACAUUCCCAAUUGGAUCUACAGGUACUUCACAGAAGGUACCGUAGACCCCAUUGCUGUCAUUGCGGGCAUUGUACAGACUGGAUUGUACCUCGAUUUCUUCUACGUGUACUUCACAAAAGUGUUGCAAGGGCAGAAGUUCGAGCUUCCUGCAUGAUCGCCUUGAUAUAUUUAGUAUGCAUUACGGACGCUAUGAUAAUUCAUCUGAUAAAUUCCAACCUUGGUUCCUUAAGCCUGAGUCUGAGUGUACGUAUCACGCAUGAGAAUAACUUUGACAUUCGUUUCAGGCACCCACGCUCUUCUCGGGACAAACACGGCUGCCCACUUAUUCUUACAGCGACAUGAGGGUUCGACCUGCCAGACAUCUAAGGAGAACACCGUACUUGCAUACUAACUUAAGUAAUGUCCAAGUCCCGCAAAUACAGUCCCUUAUCCUUG